UGGUGAUCCAUCUGGCACAUAGACCCGACGAGCACUGCGACCUGUGAGUAUCACCGCCAAUGUCCCGCAGAGACCCAAAGCACGGGUGUCUCCGGAUCGCUCCGGAAGCGGCAGGAUUCAUUCGGGGCCAUCGAGAGCCGCGCGAGGUUUUUCUUGAGAGUGACCCACGCCCCAAACCCCCUGCUUGAUCUUGAUUUCGCCCUUGGUCUUGAUCUUGAUCUCGCUCGUGGCCCUGAUCUUGCCAGGGCCUGCACCCCGACCAGCGACUGUAAACAAGGGACAAGUGUCAAUCGAGGCAGCAUCCAUGCCGCUUCCAUCGCCGCUUCCAUCGCCGCUGCCAUCUGGAGCACACCCAGUCCGGCCCUCGUCCUUCCCGUCUGGCCAAGAUCCUGCCUUCUCAACGAACAGCCGACGCUCUUCUGUCAACAUCAAUCCUCCAACCCCACAGAAUCCUAACCCGGUUCACCGUCCUUCCCAACCAUGGAUGCAUCCGCGAGACGAGCACAUGCAUUCGCACAGCCCAUACCAGCAACAACACCAUCCAGCACCAUACCACCAUCCAGGGCCAUACCACCAUCCAGGGCCAUAUUACCAUCCAGGGCCAUAUUAUCAUCCAGCACCAUAUUAUCAUCCAGGGCCACACCAUCACUGGCCACUCCCUCAUCCGGCUCAGUUCGCCGGGCGGCCACCACCUGGAUACCACCCCGGCUCACACCCUCCACCACACAGUCCUCCCAGCAGCGACGCUCGCCUUCAAGACCACCCAGCGACACAUGCACACCAUCCUCCUCUAUCUGCACACCACCCUCCUGCUUAUCGAUACGCUCCCUCCCCUCCGGUCCAAAGCCGCCCACUGCAACACUCCCGUGGCAGCACCUCAGGCUCGGCUGGUCCUGAACACCCAGCACCGCAAACUUCGUCCCAGGAAUACAUCCUUCCUCAAGAGCCUCCCGCUCCGGGAUACACCGUGUGCCGAUGCAACCACUGUCGAAACUAUCCUGGUGGUGGCAUGUACGUGAGCAGGACGACGUAUUACCACCACAGCAAGGAGCAUGGGUAUCCUCCAGGCGAGUGUCCCAUCGUCCCGUACAAAACCAAACCCCAGCGCAAAUCCGCAACCACGAGCAAGCCAUCCAAAUCGCAGGCAGGCACAUCGCAACCAAGCAAAUCGCAAGCAGGCACAUCACAGCCAAGUACUACGCAACCAAGUGCUACGCAGCCAUCUGAAUUACAAGCACCCGAAGCACAGCCAAGUACUUCCCUGCCGUCGACACGCAACGGCCCCGUCGUCACAACAAGCACAUCUCUUGGGAAGCGGACGAGGGACCAAGCCGAGCAUCCAAAGCGUACCCGCCCAGCACCCAAGCAGCCGUCCCGCAGCCGUGCACAGGUCGUGCGUACUGCUUCGAAUGCCGCUGGACCAGAGAACCCACGGCGUGUCUUGGUCCCCUUGGUGGAUAAUCAGGUGGUGGAAGGAGCACCACUGCGUUCUCAGUCGGCCGUGGGUGCGGCCCGCCUCAAGGAUGACAUUCAUGCGCCCGGCAGCCAGGAUGCACGAUACGACAGCAUCAUUGAGUCCGACAGCGAUGACGAAAGCGAGGGCUUCUUUGACGAUCUCUUUUUGGAGGAUCUGUGGCUGCUUGCCCAAUCCAUCACCCUCCCGACCUCGCCCAAGAGACGCCGCGUUCGCCGGCGCCGCUGACAUGGAGCCAACGGAAGCAACAGCGACAUUGCUCCGCCGGAUGGAAAUCAUAUCUGGGCUGUGCUGGAACCGAUGUCGAGAUGCAGUCCUCUCGGACGACCAAGCCGACAAUGUCGCUGGUGGCAACAACGUGGUCCCAGCUGGACAGGCAUCAUCUCACGGCCGAAUCGCUGGUGCAGAUCCGUCGUUUGCCAAUCUCAAUCGAAUCCAUCUCACUGCCCAAAACAUGUCUGCAAAUGGGCUUGGCUUGUCUCGCUGGGUUGGGAAUCCGGGGAGAUGAGCGGAUGCAUCCGAGAGUAGUCUUCGCCUGUGGCUCUGCGAGGCACCGGGCUGGCAAGUGCAUAUGACAAUCAUGUGCGACACAUGCUCUCGCGCCUGUGCCAACUUCCUGAUGCUGGGGCAAAAAAAGGUUUCCCGCCA
This is a messenger RNA of Polychytrium aggregatum, 2122 nucleotides long. RefSeq lists its product as uncharacterized. The transcript has 3 exons. Lineage: Eukaryota; Fungi; Chytridiomycota; Chytridiomycetes; Polychytriales. The record is from RefSeq and is a predicted model, not a curated record. The coding region runs from base 305 to 1702 and encodes 465 amino acids.